This is a messenger RNA of Perca flavescens (yellow perch), 3759 nucleotides long. It is a transcript of the gene lclat1, whose product is annotated as lysocardiolipin acyltransferase 1. NCBI's taxonomy places the organism in Eukaryota, Metazoa, Chordata, Actinopteri, Perciformes, Percidae. Gene Ontology annotation, biological process: phosphatidylinositol acyl-chain remodeling. Gene Ontology annotation, cellular component: endomembrane system; endoplasmic reticulum. The record is from RefSeq and is a predicted model, not a curated record. The coding region runs from base 709 to 1923 and encodes 404 amino acids. The transcript has 7 exons. Gene Ontology annotation, molecular function: acyltransferase activity.
GACUUUAUGAGUGGAGGUAGUUUGACUGCUGCUCAAAAUAUAACAAACACGUCAACCAUAGUCACUAACAACAUGAGAAAUCUACAACAUUCACUUUUGCUCCACAUGUUGUUUCUGCUCCUCGCAAGUGGAAUGUAACUUGCACAAACAGCACCCCCUGUUGAUGUCUGGGUGUAAGGACAGGUGAGAGGUAACAAGUUGAGAGGUCGUGUUAGCAAAACGGCGGCGGCUGUACUUUUGCUGUAGUCAUAGUAAGUAAAGGCACUCAACGAAAGCUUGUCGUGGGCUAUUAUCUUGCGAAAAACAAGCGUCAGUUUUAAGGACUAGUAACGCAAUUGUUGCUAAGCUUUGCUAGUUAGCUAACUUUAGCAAGCUGCUACUGGCUUGCUUAGCUACUUGCUAUGUCGCAACCAAGUGCGUGGACUUAUUGGAGCUAAUAACUAGCUCGCCUAACUGAAACUAACUUUGAUUCGGGAGGAGAAACACGGAAGUGCAAAGGAUCAAGUGAAACUGGGGUGUUGCAGCUGGGGUGUUGCAGCUGGAGUGUGUCGCUGCGGUUCAGCAGGGAACAUUCCUCUGCCUGGGCUGCGAGAACCAUGACUGCCCUCGGCAUCCCCAGAAACUGCAACAUUCUCUUCUCCCUCGUCUGGACUCUGUGUGUCUACAGGCGAUAUUGGAGAGAUUGAAGAGACUGGACAGAGGAAGAGAAUGAAGGGGAUGCUGAUAAAGCUCCCACAACAAAAAAGGAUGGAUGAUCUUACACUGAUGGCUGUGUCGGUGCGGGGCCUGUACUUUGUGGUGACCCUUUUUUUGGGUAGUUUUUUUGGAAGUGUCUUCAUGUUGGGUCCUUUUUUGCCUCUGAUGCUGCUGUCUCCUGCUUGGUACCGCUGGAUCACUGAUCGCAUCGUCGCUACCUGGCUCACCCUGCCUGUGUCAUUGCUGGAGCUGGUAUUUGGGGUGAAGGUGGUGAUAACAGGUGAUGGCUUCAUUCCGGGGGAGCGAAGUGUGAUCAUCAUGAACCACCGUACCCGCCUGGACUGGAUGUUUCUUUGGUGCUGUCUGCUCAGGUACAGCUACCUUCGUCUGGAGAAGAUCUGCCUCAAGGCUGCCCUGAAGGCUGUGCCUGGCUUUGGCUGGGCAAUGCAGGUGGCCUGCUUUGUCUUUAUUCAGCGCCGUUGGGAAGACGACAAGAAGCACAUGGGUAACAUGCUGGACUACUUCUGUGACAUCAGAGAGCCACUGCAACUGCUGCUUUUCCCGGAGGGCACAGACCUCACUGAAAAUACAAGAGCAAAGAGUGAUGCGUUUGCUGCCCAAAACAACUUGCCGAAAUUCGAGUAUGUGCUGCAUCCCCGCAGCACUGGAUUCACCUUCAUUGUGGACAGACUACGAAAAGGAGACAACCUGGAUGCCGUCCAUGAUAUUACAGUGGCAUACCCCAAGAACAUCCCUCAGACAGAACGCCACCUCAUCAUGGGGUUUUUCCCCCGCGAAAUCCACUUCCACGUCCGCCGCUACCCAGUGGCAUCCCUGCCCGACUCUUCCUCUGACCUGGAGGCUUGGUGUCGAGAGCGCUGGGCUGAGAAGGAGAUCCGUCUGCGGGACUUCUACUCAGGCCAGCCCCGGGCCUUUGAUAGGGACGGUGUUGCGCGUGUGCCACCUUGUAAGACGGAGCUGCGAGUGACUCUGAUCAAAGCUGCCUCGCUGCUGUACUGGAGCAGCUUCAUUGCUCUGUGCUUCACUGGCCUGUGGCUGUGGGCUCCAUUCAGGCUCUACUGCCUGGUCAUGGUUGGAGUGUAUAUGGCCCAGCAGAAGCUGAUUGGAGGGCUGGAGCUGCUGGAGUUGGCCUGCCAUCGAUACUGGAAGUCCAUGGCUGCCGACGCGGGUGAGAAGAGUAAGGGGCUGGAUGGAAAGCUGCUGUGAGGAUGGCCGACGGGGUUGGCUGGACAAUGAUAUGUUUCCACCUUUGCUCAGCAAGGACACUGUGGACUCAGUUGUCUUGGCCUGUUCAGUCCAGAGGGCAAGAGGAUCCUUUUGAGGAACCCAGUGCUCCAUGCCUUAGAAAGGAACGGGAGUAAUGAGUGCACUUCCUGACGGUAUGCAUGGUCUCAGUGGAGAGAGCUUACCUUUCUUUUGAAGCAGAAAAAGAGGAAUGUUAUUUAGAGUUAUGUGUUGGAUUCAAGGAAUGUAUCACACAUAAUGUGUCACUUUCCAUUUGUAUUCCUCUCCUUGUAUGAACUCUGUUAUUAAGCUUGCUGUCGGUGCAUUUUAUCAAUUUAUGUUGUUGGUGUUUAUUGUAGUUGUUUGUUCAGAACCUCAGUGUGGACAUGUGUCAUGAUGAAACGAUGCUGUUAGUAUUUGGUAUACCGUUGCCAUGUCUUUGUAACUGAUGUUAUUGUAUGCACUGUGGCCCUUGGUUUUAUGUUAUUGUCAUGAAAUAUGGAGCAGAGCCAUAAUACAGACCACCUGUACGACUUGACUCUAACCAAUAUUCAAAUCGGCACUGUAGUUAAUUGGAUUAGACUGAUGGGACUAGUUAAAUGAAUCAGUUUUGAUUAGUAGUCACUAGCAAUGGAUUAACUAAGGAAUAUACAGGUAUAUAUGUGUACCAUUGUUUACCUUUAUUGGGUAUAAUUACCUUUUUAUACAAAUUGUCCUCAGAGAUAACGUCUGUGAUGAUGUUUAUUACUGUAUGGGUCAGGAAACAUAGACUAUGUUAUUUUGCUUGUUUGCUUAAGUAGCUUUUGCACAUAAAAGCCAAAGGGGAGAAAAGCAGACGCGAUUUUAAAAAGUAACCAAACAUAGUGUAGUCUGACUUUGUUGGGAAAGGGUAGCCUCAUCCACCACUGGUAAGGGUACCCAAAGCUACGCUGAGGUAAGACUUCUUGCAAUCAUCAGUUUAUCAGGAUGAAAGAUCUGACUGAGAUCCUAUGUCUGUAGAUGCAGAUGAGCUUUGUGCCCUUUCUGGGAAUGAAGGGAUGCCUUGUAGAGGCAGGAUGUGGGUGGUGGUGCUGAGGUGGAAGAAUGUCCUGUUGGGACAACAUUACCCCUCGAUGUGCAGGGUGGCAUAGACGACCAGACUUGGAGUGGAAAACUGGCCACGAACUCAACCUAAUCCAAAAAAGCCCUGUAAUGCCCACCUCUGUGUCCCUCUCUAGAGGACUGGCAUUGAUGCGCCUGCUAAACUCAAUUAGCAAAUGACAGCUGAGAAAGCUACUCCAAUUGUGCCAAAAAAGGACCGAAAUUGAAACAAGAUUUGAGUGGCGCGUCAACAACACUUUUAGCCACCGAUCUCUCCUUGCCACUCAAUACCAUUUCAAACUGUUAAUUCUGUGAGUCAGGAAACAUUUUUGUCUUAGACAGUCUUUAGCACUUUCUGUAACCCUGCAAUGUGGGAUCUAGAUGACCACUUCAACCCUAUUUUGUGAGACAAAUGUUAGUGAAGUGUUUUUUUUUUUUUUUUUAUAUGAAUCUGAACCCCUGUAGUUUCAGUGUAAAGAGGCUGUUUCCAGUCACUGUGAUCCAGCUGUGUUAACAAUUUUAUCAUCAGCAUGUAGUAGUUUACCAAACUAUAUCUGUUCCUUCAACCGUGAACCAGCCAGAAUCUCCAUGUAUUACUCUUUCACCUGUGCUGUUUUCCGUUGCUCAUUUUACAAUCACUUGCUGAUGCUGGACCUCUUCAAAUACACUGUCCUCAGGUAAAUAAGAGUCUCUUACAGGAGGAAAUGUACAUAUAAAUAAAUAUACUAUACCAACUCA